Molecule: messenger RNA, 569 nt
Organism: Staurois parvus
Lineage: Eukaryota; Metazoa; Chordata; Amphibia; Anura; Ranidae
Source: the annotation of a GenBank genome assembly
UCACCAGGCACAACCGUGGGCUCCGAGUCAACUGGGAUGACCGCUGGCACUGGGUCAGACAUUGGAUCGUCUGGCUGGACAGCGGGCAUCGGGUCACCAGGCAUCAGGUCAUUUGGCUCGACAGCGGGCACCGCGUCAUCUGGCAAGGCAGUGGGCUCCGAGUCAACUGGUAUGACCGCGGGCACUGGGUCAGACAUUGGAUCGUCUGGCUGGACAGCGGGCACUGGGUCACCAGGCAUCAGGUCAUUUGGCUCGACAGCGGGCACCGCGUCAUCUGGCAAGGCAGUGGGCUCCGAGUCAACAGGCACGACAGUGAGCACCGGGUCAUCAGGUACCGGAUUGUCUGGCUCGACAGCGGGCAUCGGGUCACCAGGCAUCAGGUCAUUGGGCUCGACAGCGGGCACCGGAUCAGGUACCGGAUCAUCUGGAUCAACAGCGGGCAUCGAGUCAACUGGCCUAAUAGGAUCGUCAGGCUGGAUCAGUUCAUCAUGCUGGGUAGAGGCAUCAGGCUGAAUGCCGGCGUCCGGCUGAGUAGAGGCUUCAGGCCGAGUAGAGGCUUCAGGCUGAAC